CUGUCGACCGUAGUACCAGCUCAUGUCGUGUGUCGCGAAGCUCUAGUACGUUUACGCAAUAAACUGUUCCAGCGUCGAAACCUAUGCAAAAUUACUAAAUUUGUGCCAAUUAUCACUUGGUUGCCAAAAUAUGACUGGACUCAGUCAUUUUUUGGCGAUCUAUCAGGAGGGCUCACUAUGGCUGUGUUCUCGGUGCCACAAGGCAUCGCGCUUGCUGGAAUCACUGGUGUUCCUCCCGUUUAUGGUCUGUACACAGCUAUAUUCCCUUCAUUUCUCUACAUCUUUUUCGGGACAUCGAAACAUAAUGCGCUUGGAGGCUUCGCUGUGCUCUCGCUAAUGACCCACACAGCUAUUCAGAAGGUGAUGAUGAAAACAGCAAUUAGUUAUAACAGCACAUCGUAUGUUAAUCAUACCCUCACUGAUUUUUUUCCUUCAUGCUAUUUCAGAACUAUGGUUGUGAAUUUUAGCUAUAAUAAUGAAACUGCAAUGGUCGAAGAGGUGACUACCGAGAUGUGGACCGACGGUGUGAGCCCCGUCAAAGAGAUUCAUGUUGCCACAACCAUAAUUUUUUUUGCCGGCUGCAUUCAAGUGCUUAUGGGUGUUUUCCGCUUGCAGUACCUCACAACAGUUUUUUCGGAGCAAGUUAUGUCAGGUUUCGUUGUCGGAGGAGGUAUACAUGUAUUUUUUGCACAAAUUGGUGAUACUCUCGGAAUGAAAUUGCCAAGAAGGAGUGGGCCGGGCUAUUUAUACUAUAGAAUAUGGGACCUGAUUGGAAAUAUACAUAACAUACACUGGCCGACAUUGUCCAUCUCGCUGUCAUCGCUGGCUUUCCUUGUAUUAGGAAAAGAGUUUAUUUCUCCUUGGCUUAGCACGGCUUUCAACUUUCCAGUACCCUUCGACUUGGUUUUGGCUGUAGUCGGCAUAACUGCCACGAACUACGCAGAAUUAUCGAGAAGACACAACAUCAAGGUUCUAGGAAACAUCCCAACUGAGUUCCCACCACCAAGUCUACCACGAUUUGAUCUCAUUCAAUACAUUGGGGUGAAUGUAGUGGCUAUAGCCUUGACUGCUGUCGCCAUACAUUUGACUGUGGCAAAGAUUGUUGAAAAAAGAUACAAAUAUAAGAUCAACCAUGGACAGGUGGCUUUUUCCUUUUCAGGAGCUGUAUGCUCUUGUAACUUCAGGGUUUGCACGAAGUGUUGUAGGAGCUGCCGUGGGUGGAAGUACACAGGUCUUACCUGUCUCUUUUCGUCGCUUGCACUUGUUUUGGUUAUUUUGUACAUCGGCCCAGCCUUAGAAUACCUUCCCCAGUGCAUUCUGUCGACCAUGAUUAUUGUAUCACAAAAGGUCAUAUUUGCAAAAUUUGCAGAACUGCGAGAACUAUGGCCUGUGUUCAAAGUGGACUUCACAAUAUGGAUUAUGAGCAUGAUUCUAACAGUGUGCUUCGAUAUGGGUGAGGGACUUCUUCUUGCCACCGGUUUUGCAGUAUCAACAACCAUCAUCCGAAUGCAGAAGUUUGUGCUCCAGCCAAUUUCAAAUACGUUAGAACUAAGCAGUCAGCUUUUCCCGACG
Messenger RNA from Cylicostephanus goldi, 1572 nucleotides. NCBI's taxonomy places the organism in Eukaryota, Metazoa, Nematoda, Chromadorea, Rhabditida, Strongylidae. The record is from the annotation of a GenBank genome assembly.